Messenger RNA from Pelodiscus sinensis (Chinese soft-shelled turtle), 3411 nucleotides. NCBI's taxonomy places the organism in Eukaryota, Metazoa, Chordata, Testudines, Trionychidae. The record is from RefSeq and is a predicted model, not a curated record.
AUUAUUAUUAUUUUAAUAGGGGAACUUCGUUGCAAGUAUGACAGCCAUUUUAAGGCAAAUGGAAGACUAUCAUUAUGCUCAUUUAAUCAAGACCUUUGGAAAGAUGAGGUCAGAUGUUGUGGACUUUCUGAUGGAAACAUUCAUCAUGUUCAAGAAUCUCAUUGGGAAGAAUGUCUAUCCCUUCGACUGGGUUAUAAUGAACAUGAUGCAGAAUAAAGUCUUCCUGCGAGCAAUUAAUCAGUACGCAGAUAUGCUAAACAAAAAAUUUCUUGACCAAGCCAACUUCGAGUUACAGCUUUGGAACAACUACUUCCACCUGGCUGUUGCUUUUCUUACACAAGAAUCUUUGCAACUGGAGAAUUUUUCAAGUGCUAAAAGAGCCAAAAUACUUAACAAGUAUGGUGACAUGAGGAGGCAAAUUGGUUUUGAGAUCAGAGAUAUGUGGUAUAACCUAGGUCAACAUAAGAUCAAAUUUAUCCCAGAAAUGGUUGGGCCUAUGUUAGAAAUGACACUGAUUCCUGAAACUGAACUUCGAAAAGCUACGAUCCCAAUAUUCUUUGACAUGAUGCAGUGCGAGUUUCAUUCUACCAGAAGCUUCCAAAUGUUUGAAAACGAGAUCAUCACAAAACUGGAUCAUGAAGUGGAAGGAGGCAGAGGAGAUGAACAGUACAAAGUGUUAUUUGACAAAAUUCUCUUGGAGCACUGCAGAAAACAUAAAUAUCUUGCCAAAAGUGGAGAAACUUUUGUCAAACUUGUUGUGCGUCUGAUGGAAAGACUGCUGGAUUAUAGAACUAUAAUGCACGAUGAAAACAAAGAAAAUCGUAUGAGCUGCACUGUCAAUGUACUGAAUUUCUACAAAGAAAUUGAAAGAGAAGAAAUGUACAUAAGAUAUUUGUACAAACUAUGUGACCUGCACAAAGAGUGUGAUAACUACACUGAAGCUGCCUACACAUUACUUCUUCAUGCAAAGCUUCUUAAGUGGUCAGAAGAGGCAUGUGCAGCACACCUUACUCAGCGAGAUGGAUACCAGGCAACUACUCAAGGACAACUUAAAGAUCAGCUGUAUCAAGAAAUUAUCCAUUACUUUGACAAGGGCAAGAUGUGGGAAGAGGCCAUUGCUUUGGGCAAAGAACUGGCAGAACAGUAUGAAAAUGAAAUGUUUGAUUAUGAACAACUCAGUGAACUGCUGAAAAAACAAGCGCAGUUCUAUGAAAACAUUGUGAAAGUGAUAAGACCUAAACCAGAUUACUUUGCUGUUGGAUACUAUGGUCAAGGAUUCCCUACUUUUCUACGGAACAAAGUGUUCAUUUACCGAGGAAAGGAAUAUGAACGUCGUGAAGACUUUGAAGCAAGGUUAUUAACCCAGUUUCCAAAUGCCGAAAAAAUGAAGACAACAUCUCCACCAGGCGAUGAUAUUAAAAACUCCACUGGUCAGUAUAUUCAGUGUUUUACAGUAAAACCAAAGCUUGAUUUACCACCUAAAUUUCACAAGCCUGUAUCGGAGCAAAUUGUGAGCUUCUAUAGGGUAAAUGAGGUCCAACGAUUUGAGUAUUCACGGCCUGUCCGAAAAGGAGAGAAAAACCCAGAUAAUGAAUUUGCGAAUAUGUGGAUUGAGAGAACCAUCUAUGUGACAGCAUAUAAAUUACCAGGGAUUUUAAGAUGGUUUGAAGUCAAAUCAGUUUUCAUGGUUGAAAUCAGUCCCCUGGAAAAUGCAAUAGAAACCAUGCAAUUAACAAAUGAUAAGAUCAAUAAUAUGGUUCAACAACAUUUGAAUGAUGCAGAUCUCCCUAUUAAUCCCCUGUCUAUGCUACUUAAUGGCAUUGUGGAUCCUGCUGUCAUGGGAGGGUUCACAAACUAUGAAAAGGCUUUCUUUACUGAAAAAUACAUGUAUGAUCAUCCAGAAGAUCAAGAAAAGAUAGAAAAAUUAAAGGACCUCAUAGCAUGGCAGAUUCCAUUCCUGUCAGAAGGUAUCCGAAUUCAUGGAGAGAAAGUAACUGAAGCACUAAGGCCGUUUCAUGAGAGAAUGGAAGCCUGUUUUAAGCAGCUUAAAGAAAAAGUGGAAAAGCAAUAUGGUAUAAGAACAAUUCCCUCAAGCUUGGAUGAUAGACGAGGCAGUCGGCCAAGAUCUAUGGUUAGAUCAUUCACAAUGCCUUCAUCUUCAAGACCUUUAUCUGUUGCAUCAGUAUCUUCUGUCUCAUCGGACAGUACACCUUCUAGACCUGGCUCUGAUGGGUUUGUGCUCGAACCCCUUCUGCCAAAAAAGAUGCAUUCUAGGUCUCAAGAUAAGUUGGACAAGGAUGACCUAGAUAAAGAUAAGAAGGAAAAGAAGAAGGAAAAAAGGAACAGCAAACACCAAGAAAUAUUUGAUAAAGAGUUUAAAUCUACUGAUAUUUCUCUGCAACAGUCUGAAGCGGUGAUCCUUUCAGAAACGAUCAGUCCACUGAGGCCACAAAGACCAAAAAGUCAAGUUAUCAGUGUCAUUGCAAGUGAAAGACGUUUUUCUGUUUCCCCGUCACCUCCAGCUUCUCAGUCAACACCACCUCCAGUCACUCCAAGGACCAAACUUUCUUUCAGUUUACAGUCUAAUCUGGAACUGAAUGGCGUAUCUAGUUUGGAAAUGGCAGACAUUCCUCCUCCUCUGCCUCUCAAAGGUAGCAUGGCAGAUUAUGGAAAUCUCAUGGAAAAUCAAGAAUUAAUUAGUCCUACAACACCCCCCACUACACAUCAAAGGCACCUGCCUCCUCCAUUACCCAGCAAAACUCCACCACCGCCUCCUCCAAAGACGACUCGAAAGCAAACAUCUGUUGACUCUGGGAUUGUCCAGUGAACAAGAAAGCAUUUCUCCAAAGAUAAAGCUGUAAUAUUUCAUUUUCCUAAGUAUUUUAAGGUAUAUAAUGUUUACCUCAUUCAGGCCUGCUAUGUCUAACAUUUAGUGCAAUGAUUAUAAUUCUGAAAACAACUCAUUUGUAACAGUAAAUCAAUUUUCUAAGCAAAUCAUACCACUGGAAUUAAAGCUGUCACAAAAUAAUGGUAAUCUAUUGCUUGGGAGGAGCCUGUGACCUAUUUUCAAAGCAAGGGGAUAUUUGUCAGCUGACAAUAUACUAUUCCCUAGUCCAGAAAAUGUUGCUUUGUCAUUUCAAACUACUUAACAGAAAAUAGAAAUUUAUACUGGUGUGUAAAAUGACAGUUGGGAACUAAGGGCCUGAUCACAACACCAGUGGAAGUCAGUGCAAAUACUCACAUUGAUUUCAGUAGGCAUGGGGUUGGGCCUAAUAACAAUACUAAGAAGUAGCAUUAUGACAGCUUCAAAAAUAAACAUGUUCAGCAUAUCAUACAUUCCGAAACCUGAUUAUUCCUGUAGUUUUUAAACUUUGCUCUGUGUUAUAAAUAAUAUUUUCAUGAGGCUUUUUU